Messenger RNA from Acanthoscelides obtectus, 1125 nucleotides. NCBI's taxonomy places the organism in Eukaryota, Metazoa, Arthropoda, Insecta, Coleoptera, Chrysomelidae. The record is from the annotation of a GenBank genome assembly.
UCGGUGUCAGUUGCUUAACCUCAACCUGGUUUUACAUGAAACUGAAUGGUUUAGUAGAAGAUGUCCGAGCCAGCAGUGGAACCACUGAGCAGCGAAGAACAUGAAAAGUCUCAAGAUAGAACACGUCAUUCCGAUAUUGGCGAUAUUUUUGCUCCGAUGCACAUGAGCUACGACACAGGCAGUUUCCACCUGCUCAACAGAGGCUCACGCAUUCUCGGAAGUGGACGCGGUAGAAACUCUUUGCCUGUGGAGAACAAAGACAGAGUUGUAGAAAGGCAUAAUCGGAGGGCAAGGGAGACAAUCAGCAGCGAAGAGUCAUGGAGACCUUCAAUAAGACAGAAAAUGAGCUUUUCAGUAUCUGUAGAGACUUCUGUCAGCUACGUGGCGAGUAUCACCGGUUCCGCGGUCCAGGACAUGCUUCAUGAGAGUGAAAAUGAGGACAGUUGCGAGGAGUUCGUGCCCGAUGCCGUUGGACUGAUGGAACACGAAACGAAGAGCUACAAGGUAACAGCAUCGGAAGAACAACUCAUGCAAGAUGAUGCACGUAGUACCAAUACGAUCGUCUUUUUUGCAGAUCUUGUGAGGACAGAACGCAAGUCCAUCGCAAACGAGCUUCUAACCAUGGGACCUGACUGGACAGACAUGCCUCCACGACGAGCUCAGUGGACGCAAGAAAACAUACGUUCUGCUAUGGAAUCUGUAGAACGAGGGCAGUUGACGCAGCGUGGUGCAGCAGACCUAUAUAACAUACCUAGACGUACGCUGAGGAACCACUUAAAAAGUGGAAGUAUAAUACGACGUCUAUGACGCAGUUCUAUUAUGAAUGAAGCUCAAGAACGCGAUCUUGUCAACAGAAUCGUAAGAUUGAGAUACCACUUACUCCUAAGAUUAUUCGUAGACAAGCAUUCAUCUUUUGCGAAAAAUAUGAACUUAAACAUAAUUUUAACAAAAACUUUGGCCUUGCUGGCAAAUACUGGCUAAAUAUGUUUUUGAAGCGACAUUUCAAAACGAAAGGCACAGUUCAUGAAUCCAGCCAGGGCGCAAAAGGUGAACAGACCAAUCGUAAGUCACCACUUUGAAGAAGUUAAGAAAUUAUAUGACGAACUUGAUAUAGCAACGCAUCCA